AUGCAAGGACACGCCGCCCUCGCCCGCGCCGGCGAUAGCGAGUCCGACGACUGGUCUCGCCUCCAGGAGCAGCAGCACCAGGCGGCCCUCUCCCAAACCCUCGAGCUGCAGCGCCAUGCCCACCGGCAGCUCGCCACCGUGCCCCUGCCCGAUCUUCCCGAGGUGCCCCACGACUCGACAGAAUCGCCCCCCCCGUCGGCGACGAGCAACCGAUCGCCGGCCGGCACCUCCCCCAUCUCUCCCAGGAGCGGCCCCGUCGCCCGCGCCGUCACGCCGGACAGGUCCGACGCCGCCGCGCCCGGCGCCAACGCGGCCGACUGGGAUGGCCUCUCGCCCCUCAGCCCCCGCGAGCUAGGGUACUCGCUUCAACCGGGCUCCCCUGGCGGCGCCCUGUCGCCCGCGGGCGGCAGCCGAAGGCAGGGCAUGGUCUUCAACGACACCUUUGCCGAGUCCUACGAUGGCGCCGCCGGCAGGUCCCCCACCGUCGCCUCCCACUAUCGGAGAAAGUCCAGCGGCCAGACGCGGCCGAGGACGAGGACCAUCGACACCUCCAUGCUCCUCCAGCGAACCGCCACCGGCCUCGACCACCGGCUCCGCAUCGGCAGCCUCGGCGUCUCCGCCUCGCAGCCCCUGUACGACGGUCCGAGGUCGCCGGCGCUCCCCUCGCUCGACACCAUCGGCCACUCGUCCCUGCCCUCGAGCCGGUAUCCCGAGCCGCCGACGCCCUCCAAGACCAAGGAGAAGCGGUCGAGCAAGCGGUCGCUCAGGAUCCAGCCGCACCCGCCGUCGCCCGGACCGGCCCCCAUCCUCUCCCCCGUCGCCUCCGUCGAUUCCCUGCCCUCGCCCGUCAUGGCCAAGGAGCCGGCGAGGCUGAUGUACCUCAUCAAGUCGCUCAAGGGAAGGAUGCGCGGCGAGAUCGAGUACCAGGCCGACGCCGCCGCCGGCUGGAAGUCUGGCUUCGCCUACGUCGACGACGAGCGCGGGUUCCUCAUGUGCAACCCGGCCCAGAACCACGGCGGUGCCCAGUUCGUCACCCUCAUCGCCGACCUCCGCGGCUGCCGGGUCCUGCCCGUCGAGCUCCCCGACGCCGACUUCGCCGAGCCCGGCAUGCGCUGCCUCGAGCUCGUCACGGCCGAGCCCCAGGUCAUGGGCGAAUCGAUCCUCCUCCUGCGUCCGGCCGCGGCGGACGAGUGGAACCUCUGGCUCGCCGCCCUCCUGAGCUGGCAGCAGGUUCGACCGAUGCGCCCGAAGCUCGUCCACGGCAGCUCGACGAGCCUCGUCACCCCCAUCCGCCCGGGCCUGCGCCGCCAGGGGCACUCGGACGACUCCAAGAGCUCCAACAUCAUCAAGGUCGGCACCAUCAUGCUGUGGGACAAGGGCCCGGCCACGAUGCCGCGCGACAUCUCCCACCGGUCCUCGACCCGGGACCCGCACUCGCCCGUCGCCUCCUGGAGGGGCGUCUCGUGCAUCCUUCACGAGAACGGCGAGUUCAAGCUGCUCAUGGAAAACGACGUCACCGUCCUGUCCGUCAUCGAGCUGUCGCAGCUGUCGCGCAACGCCAUCCAGCAGCUCGACCACACCGUCCUCGACGAGAAGUUCUGCAUAGCCAUCUUUCCGCUGUACGCAUCCUCGGCGACGCAGCUCUCCAUCUUCCGUCCCGUCUACCUCUCGCUCGACAGCCGCGUCUCCUUCGAGGUCUGGUUCGUCCUGCUUCGCGCCUUUGCCGUCCCCGACGUCUACCGGUUGGGCGGUCCCGACGACGAUUUGACGCACGAAAUCGGCAACGACGACGACGAUGACGACGCCGCCCAUCGGGACUGCAAGGAAAUCUUCCGCAUCGAGAAGAAGGUGGUCGUGAGGGUGACGGAAGCCAAGAUCAAGGCCCGGCCGGUGGGCCUGGAACCGCCGCCGUCUCCCAAGCUCGAGCAGGACCCGCUGGUGGGCAACUAUCUCGCCGAAGUCAUGGUCGACGGCGAGAUGCGGGCGAGGACGACGACCAAGACGGCGACGAAGAAUCCGUUCUGGAGGGAGGACUGCGAGUUCGAAGAGCUGCCGCCGACCGUCACCGAGCUGACGGUCAUCCUGAAGAGCGUCGACGGCGAUCUCGAGGGCGCGGCCAAGAACAGGCCAGCCCAUCCACGGGAGACUCUGUGCGGCAGGGUGGACAUUGCCCUCGACAAGCUCGAGCGCGGCAAGGACCACGAAGAGUGGCGCGAGAUCGUGGACGAGAGGCAGGUGCCGAUGGGGUCGAUGCUCAUCAAGGUGUCGCACGUCGAGAUCGUCGCGCUCCAGGCAAAGGAGUACGAGCCGCUGUCGGAGAUCCUGCACCGGUUCCCGUCAGGCCUCACGACCAUGAUCUCGGCCGCGCUGCCGGGCCAGCUGCGCCGGCUCUCGGAGACCUUUCUCAACAUCUUCCAGGCGUCGGGCUCGGCGAGCGACUGGCUCACGGCGCUGGUCGAGGACGAGAUCGACGGCAUCGGCAGCCAGGCGUCGAUCAAGAAGUUCCGGUACAGCAACCGGAUGAAGUCGAACGAGUCGACCGAGUCGGCCGCCACCGACCGGGAGCUGCUCGUCCGGGACAUGAGCAAAUCGCUCGCGGGAGAGGCGAACCUGCUCUUCAGGGGAAACUCCCUGCUCACGCAGUCGCUCGAGUUCCACAUGCGCCGGCUCGGGACCGAGUACCUCGGCGAGAUGCUGCGGCGCAAGAUUGGCGAGAUCGAUGGCCAGAACCUCGACUGCGAGGUCGACCCGAGCAGGCUGCCGCAAAACGUGCACGGGUCGGAGCUCGAGCACCGAUGGAGUCGUCUCAUCCUCGCCACGACCGAGGUGUGGCAGUGCAUCGCCAGCUCGGACGAGCAGCUGCCGGCCGAGCUCCGGCACAUCCUCAAGUUCAUCUGCGGCGUGGCCGAGGACCGCUACGGCGACUUCCUGCGGACCGUGACCUACACGGCCGUCUCGGGCUUCCUCUUCCUGCGCUUCAUCUGCCCGGCGAUCCUGUCACCAAAGCUGUUCGGCCUCACGCGCGACCACCCUCGACCGCAGGCGCAGCGGACCCUGACGCUCAUCGCCAAGGUGCUGCAGAAGCUCGCCAACAUGUCGACGUUUGGGAAGCGGGAGGAGUGGAUGGAGCCGAUGAACAAGUUCCUGACGACGCAGCGCGUCGUCUUCCGCGACUUCAUCGAUCGCGUCGUCGGCAUCCCGGCCGACCGAGCCGUCCAAGGCGUGCCGGCGAGCUACAGCACGCCCAUCACCAUCAUGGGCCGGCUCGGACCGGGUGCCCGAGAGGGCUUCCCGACGCUUCCCUACCUCAUCGACCCGGCCAAGAGCUUCGCGAGCCUCGUCAAGCUCUGGGUCGACGCGCGGCCGACGAACUUGAAGGAUGACCAGGCCGAGGGCGACCUCGUCCGCUUCGACGAGAUCUGCCACGGCCUCCAGAAGCGGGCUGAAGUCUGCCUGGCCAAGGUCGAGACGACGCGCGCCGCCGAGGUGGCCUCUCGCGGGGCGGAGAAGCUUGCGGAAACCAUGGAGCAAGCGAAUCUAAUCGAGGCCCUCAGCGUUCCGUACGGGCACGAAGGGCCACCGGGCAGCUCCGGAAGCGACGGGGUGGACGAGCUGAGACGGUGCAGCGACGAGGGACGCAGGCCAGACGGCAAGAAGUCGGGCGGGCUGCGUUACGCCCACAGCAUAGCGGGCGGGCCCCUGCGGGCGAGGAACGGCAAGGUUGGGAGGAACAUCCUCAGCGGCAUCAUGAGGAUGGGGUCGAAAGCCGAGGGCCACGAGCCGAGGCAUCAUAAGUGA
Molecule: messenger RNA, 3798 nt
Organism: Drechmeria coniospora
Lineage: Eukaryota; Fungi; Ascomycota; Sordariomycetes; Hypocreales; Ophiocordycipitaceae
Product: GTPase activating protein
Exons: 1
Coding region: 1-3798 (1265 amino acids)
Biological process (GO): regulation of GTPase activity
Source: RefSeq, a predicted model, not a curated record